Messenger RNA from Rubroshorea leprosula, 1914 nucleotides. The record is from the annotation of a GenBank genome assembly. Lineage: Eukaryota; Viridiplantae; Streptophyta; Magnoliopsida; Malvales; Dipterocarpaceae.
AGCUCCAAAAAUUCCAGUUCUACAGAGCCUCAAAUAAGUGGCAUUGUGCAGCUGCAAUGGGAAGAACAGUCGCUCUCCAUUUGAUAGUUGGGGUUUUGGCUGUUUUGAGUUUGUUUCUGGUCAAUGCAGAAGACCCAUAUCUGUACUACACCUGGACUGUCACUUACGGUACUGUUUCUCCUCUUGGGGUUCCUCAACAGGUUAUCCUUAUCAAUGGUCAGUUUCCGGGACCAAAGCUUGAGGUCGUCACUAACAACAACAUCAUCCUCAACCUCAUUAACAAGCUUGAUGAGCCUUUCUUGUUGACAUGGAAUGGAAUUAAACAGAGGAAGAACUCCUGGCAGGAUGGUGUAUUAGGAACAAAUUGCCCAAUUCCACCAAACUCAAACUUCACCUUCAAGUUUCAAGCCAAGGAUCAGAUUGGAACCUACACAUAUUUCCCAUCAACUCUUAUGCAUAGAGCUGCUGGAGGAUUUGGAGCACUCAAUAUCUACCAUAGAUCUGUAAUCCCGAUCCCCUAUCCAGCCCCUGAUGAUGAUUUCACUCUACUUAUUGGUGAUUGGUUCAAGUCUAGCCAUAAGACGUUACAACAUAUUUUGGACUCAGGAAGAAGUCUUCCGUUCCCUGAUGGAGUCCUUGUAAAUGGCCAGACUACCACUACCUUUGGUGGGGAUAAAGGGAAGAUUUACAUGUUCAGGAUCUCUAAUGUAGGCUUCUCAACCUCCCUAAACUUCAGGAUUCAGGACCACACUAUGAAGCUAGUUGAGGUUGAAGGAUCUCAUGUAAUGCAGAAUGAAUAUGACUCUCUUGAUGUACAUGUUGGACAAUCUGUGGCUGUCUUGGUUACCUUGAACCAAGCACCAAAGGACUAUUACAUUGUGGCGUCCACAAGAUUUACCCGCCGUGUUCUCACUGCAACUGCAAUUUUGCACUACACGAACUCACACACCCUAGUUUCUGGACCACCACCUGCUGCUCCUGCAACUGCAUACCACUGGUCAAUGCAGCAAGCUAGAACAUACAGGUGGAAUUUGACAGCAAAUGCAGCCAGACCUAAUCCUCAGGGAUCUUUCCAUUAUGGAAUGAUAACACCAACUGGGAGAAUUAUUUUCGAAAACUCAGCACCUUUAAUAAAUGGAAAACAGCGUUAUGCAGUCAAUGGUGUUUCCCAUGUUAGUCCUGAUACUCCUCUCAAGCUUGCUGAUUAUUUUAACAUCCCUGGAGUUUAUAGCUUGAAUUCCAUCCAAACUGUUCCUUCCGGUGCUACUGCAACUGUUGGUACCUCUGUUAUCCCAUGUUCUCUACACGAUUUUAUUGAAAUUGUUUUCCAGAACAAUGAAAUGACCAUGCAAUCUUGGCAUCUUGAUGGUUAUGAUUUUUGGGUUCUUGGUUAUGGCCGUGGACAGUGGUCCGAAGCUAAGAGAAGAACCUACAAUCUAGUUGAUGCUUUCACUAGACACACCGUUCAGGUAUAUCCAAAUUCUUGGACAGCCAUAUAUGCUUCCUUGGACAACCAAGGUAUGUGGAACUUGAGAUCUGCAAAAUGGGAGAGGCAAUAUCUGGGGCAACAAUUAUACCUCAGGGUCUGGACCCCAACUAAGAGUCUUGCUAAUGAAUAUGAUAUUCCUUCCAAUGUUCUACUAUGCGGUAAAGCUGCAAAACUACACCCUUAGUUUGGUACAAUCCAUACUAAGUCUCCAUCUCAGUCGUGAGGGUUUGACCAUAAAGGGCAUCUACAUGUUUGCUUUCUUUGUUUGUAUAUCUUAGAAACAAUAGAUUGAGAUGAUUCCGUUACAUUGUACUCUUACGUGAGGUUCAAGUGAUUGAAUUGUUUUUUAUGAAAUGUUCAUGAUUCAUGAAUUUUGGAUUAUUGUUGAUCCAAAUCAUUCUAUCCAACAAAUUGGUCACCUGUUU